Messenger RNA from Guyanagaster necrorhizus, 1605 nucleotides. Its product is annotated as GroES-like protein. The coding region runs from base 1 to 1143 and encodes 380 amino acids. The record is from RefSeq and is a predicted model, not a curated record. NCBI's taxonomy places the organism in Eukaryota, Fungi, Basidiomycota, Agaricomycetes, Agaricales, Physalacriaceae. Gene Ontology annotation, biological process: D-sorbitol catabolic process. Gene Ontology annotation, molecular function: zinc ion binding; L-iditol 2-dehydrogenase (NAD+) activity. The transcript is spliced from 9 exons.
AUGUCCAUGAAUCCAGAACUGUACAAUCCUCUCAAAGUCCUCCAAGAUCCUGGCUUUAAGAUUCUGGCUCUUGGGGAGAAGACAGACAAGGAAGCCAAUAUUGCGGCAUUUUACAAUCCUGCGCACGAAGUCCACCUUGUCCAGAAGCCUCGUCCUAAACCCGGGCCUGGGCAAGUCCUUCUGCAUGUACGUGCUACAGGAAUUUGCGGAAGCGACGUUCACUUCUGGCGCCACGGAAGGAUCGGCGAUAUGAUCGUCACUGAUGAGUGUGGAUCAGGCCAUGAAUCUGCAGGAGAGGUCGUUGAAGUUGGAGAAGGUGUGACAAACUGGAAAGUCGGUGAUAGAGUUGCAAUGGAAGCAGGAAUUCCCUGCUCACAGCCAUCCUGCACACCUUGUCGCACAGGAAAGUACAACGGCUGUCCAGAUGUCGUCUUCUUUUCGACCCCUCCUUACCACGGCACUCUAACACGCUGGCACGUUCAUCCCGAACAAUGGCUGCAUAAACUUCCCGACAAUGUGACUUUCGAAGAAGGCGCUUUGUGCGAGCCCUUGGCAGUCGCCUUAGCAGGAAUCGAUCGUGCAGGGCUGCGCCUUGGCGACCCUACCCUCAUCUGCGGCGCUGGGCCCAUCGGUUUAGUCUCCCUUCUCGCUGCGCGUGCUGCAGGUGCCGAACCCAUCGUUAUCACAGAUCUCUUUCAAAGUCGUCUGGACUUUGCCAAGUCACUGGUACCCGGCGUGAAAACCGUGUUGAUUGAACGUGAUUUAGCGCCCAAGGAUCAGGCGAAGAAGAUCAAAGAAGCCGCAGGUGGCGAGUUGAAGCUUGCGCUGGAAUGUACCGGUGUGGAGAGUAGCAUUAGUACGGCAAUAUUCACGAUGGAGUUUGGUGGGAAAGUCUUCGUCAUCGGUGUUGGUAAAAGUGAACAGACCUUCCCAUUCAUGCAACUGAGUGCAAAUGAAAUCGAUCUCAGGUUCCAGUACCGUUAUUCUAAUCAGUACCCGAAGGCUAUACGUCUCGUGGCCGGCGGACUCAUCAAUCUCAAACCGCUGGUUACUCAUCGUUUCGCGCUUGAGGAUGCUAUCGAUGCAUUCAACGUUGCUGCGGACCCUGCACAAGGUGCCAUCAAAGUGCAAAUCCAAGAUUAAGGUGAUAUGAAUUACGAAACAAUGUAAAUGUACAAUGUGCGAUGCGUACAACACCAUGUGAUAACCCUGUUUUCUUGGGAGGGUGAUACUGAGCUUCUCGCUCAGCACAGGGCCCUGCCAACACCAGUUUCUCUUAACAGGCCAUUUGUAACGGGCGCGAAAUAUCUUCUCCUUUGACUGAAGUCAUUACUUGCUUAUUAUGCAGCCAUUUUCGAAAGUAGAGAGCUUUCUCACCUCCUACUCUCUCUCUCUCACAUCAGCAGACUUGCGUGUUUUUACAACGAAGAAUACAUUGCAACACACCGGCAAAGUCCACAUCCAGUGCGAAAGCAUGUAUCUAGCGGGAAUUGAAUAACAUACGUACUAUGCAAGAGGGGAAGAGUAGGGGACACAAGGAAACUGCUAUUGCACAAUGUUGUAGAGGAGUAUGCACAGAAAAGCAAUAAUGUACAGAAUGCAGAG